Naegleria lovaniensis is the source of this 453-nucleotide messenger RNA. RefSeq lists its product as uncharacterized. Gene Ontology annotation, molecular function: heme binding. The transcript has 2 exons. NCBI's taxonomy places the organism in Eukaryota, Heterolobosea, Eutetramitea, Acrasida, Naegleriidae. The coding region runs from base 1 to 453 and encodes 150 amino acids. The record is from RefSeq and is a predicted model, not a curated record.
AUGUUUUCUUUCUUCUUCUCUGGCAAAACUGCCAACCCAAAUGACAUUUCCGAAUCUUCUCCUUCAAUAACAUCCACAACUACCACUACAACAAAAACAUCAUCAAAUUCUGCUCCUCCUCGGAAACGUGAAAAAGUAACUCUCAAACCAGGAUUUGGUCUUAGGCAAUGGAGUAUGCUACAAAUGAAAAUGCCAUCUCCGAAUGUCGCUUCUUUGGGAUCCAUUCCAAUCGGUGAAGUGGCAAAACAUGAUACGGUAGAAGAUGCUUGGAUCAUUUUACGAGAACGAGUGUAUGAUAUUUCGAAAUUUUUGGAUCAUCAUCCUGGAGGUGUGGAGAUUUUGAAACAAGUGUUGGGGAAGGAUUGUACGGAGCUAUUUGAUGAGUAUCAUUCGUUUGUUAAUUCGGAUUUUUUGUUGGAAAAGUGUUUUCUAGGUUAUGUAAAGAGAAAUUAA